Drosophila gunungcola (fruit fly) is the source of this 1531-nucleotide messenger RNA. It is a transcript of the gene Cdc42, whose product is annotated as cdc42 homolog. Bases 215 to 790 code for a protein of 191 amino acids. Gene Ontology annotation, biological process: small GTPase-mediated signal transduction. The transcript is spliced from 3 exons. NCBI's taxonomy places the organism in Eukaryota, Metazoa, Arthropoda, Insecta, Diptera, Drosophilidae. Gene Ontology annotation, molecular function: GTP binding; GTPase activity. The record is from RefSeq and is a predicted model, not a curated record.
CAGAUCGGCAAGCCGGGUGGGAGCACUGCGACUAGGUGGCAACGCCGCGCUAGUCACUCGCACGCAAACAGCUCGCUGGAGAGAGAGAACACGAACACACAAAAGGCAAUAGUAGUUUUCCGUACGAAUCGAGCCCAGCCCAGAAAAGCGGAAAACGGAACGGACUUGCAAGCGGUUGCAAUUUUCCAUAAACUGAGUCAUCCAACUGCACAACAUGCAAACCAUCAAGUGCGUGGUCGUUGGCGACGGAGCCGUGGGCAAAACCUGCCUGCUCAUCUCGUACACAACCAACAAGUUUCCAUCGGAGUACGUGCCCACGGUCUUUGAUAACUAUGCGGUCACCGUGAUGAUCGGCGGCGAGCCCUACACACUGGGCCUGUUCGAUACGGCCGGUCAGGAGGACUACGACCGGCUGCGUCCGCUCUCCUACCCACAGACGGAUGUCUUCCUCGUCUGCUUCUCGGUGGUCAGUCCCAGUUCCUUUGAGAACGUCAAGGAGAAGUGGGUGCCCGAAAUCACACACCAUUGCCAAAAGACGCCGUUCCUGCUGGUGGGCACACAGAUCGACUUGCGUGACGAGACCAGCACGCUGGAGAAGCUGGCCAAGAAUAAGCAGAAGCCCAUCACCAUGGAGCAGGGCGAGAAGCUGGCCAAGGAGCUGAAGGCCGUCAAGUACGUGGAGUGCUCGGCCUUGACACAGAAGGGCCUGAAAAAUGUAUUCGACGAGGCCAUCCUGGCCGCCCUGGAGCCGCCAGAGCCCACAAAGAAAAGGAAGUGCAAAUUCUUAUAAUUCUCCUCCCCCCACAUGAUGUGUCCCCUUGUUUCUGGCUUUCUACUAUCGCAAUGACUCCUUCAGCCUCCCGUCGAGAAGCGUUCAAUAUAUACCCAUAUAUAUAUAUAUACAUAUAUAUAUACAUAUAUGUUUUGAUUAUGUUAUUCUGCAAUCGCUUCUGCCGGAGUCCAGUCCAGUAGUGCCCUCCAUCUGCCUAUGUCCGUCUCUCUCUGUCUAUUUCUUUCAUUAUCCGUAUUUGUGUCAGUACUGUCCGUAUGAUCAGCCUAAAAUAUCGUCGGAUUUUAUGAUUUAAACACUGUCCCAGCUGACUGGGCAGUUGCUUUUAACCCGGGACAGUCUUCCGCCCCUUUAAACUUCAACCUCGAUCCUAGCCAGAACCUAAUCCCGCCCAGCAAGUGAAAUCAAAUCAAAAUCCAGACUUCAUUUCUGCUCGCAUUCUUGUUUUUGGCGCAAUUUUCUUAUUAAGAGAGAAAACACAAUAUCAAUAUAGCGAAAACAAAUUAUUUAAUAUAUUUCUUUAUAUAUAUAUACAAGAAUUAAGAAGGAACAACAAAAUAUAACGUAUAAUAAAACAAAAAAAAACUAAACAAAACAAAACAAACAGAACAAAAGAACAAACAAAACAAAAAAAGGAAGAACGAGAAGAACCAUGCAAUUUUUUUGUUUUGCAGUCGAUAAACUGCAAUGUGAAAAAUAAGCAAAGUCGCGAAGAUUAAAUAAAAUAUUUAUGAUAACUGA